AUGAGUCACACGGGAGAAAAGCCGUUCAGUUGCCAGUUAUGUGGAGAAAGUUUUAUUAGAAGUUCCCGUCUACGAAGUCACCUGAUGAUUCAUACCGGAGAGAAGCCUUUUACGUGCGACCGUUGCAAACGAAGCUUUACUCGAAGACGAAAUCUUGUAAGGCAUCUUCGCAUUCACACGGGAGAAUUGCCGUUUGAGUGCGAUUAUUGUUUUCGAAAGUUCUCUGUCAAAUAUGUUUCUUGCGGGCACCCAACAUCUUUACUGAAGGAUAUCUGUGAAAAAGUACAAGAAUGGAAGAAGGAACUGAAUGUUUACUUUACAGAUAAUGGAUUUGAAAUGAAAACGAUUCAUCUGUCUACAGAUUUACUGAAAAAUUGUGUCAAUGAAUUAACAUGA
This is a messenger RNA of Centruroides sculpturatus (bark scorpion), 396 nucleotides long. RefSeq names its product protein krueppel-like. Gene Ontology annotation, molecular function: DNA-binding transcription factor activity; RNA polymerase II cis-regulatory region sequence-specific DNA binding. Lineage: Eukaryota; Metazoa; Arthropoda; Arachnida; Scorpiones; Buthidae. The coding region runs from base 1 to 396 and encodes 131 amino acids. Gene Ontology annotation, biological process: regulation of transcription by RNA polymerase II. The transcript is spliced from 2 exons. The record is from RefSeq and is a predicted model, not a curated record.